This is a messenger RNA of Drosophila arizonae, 983 nucleotides long. RefSeq lists its product as uncharacterized. Gene Ontology annotation, biological process: vacuolar proton-transporting V-type ATPase complex assembly. The record is from RefSeq and is a predicted model, not a curated record. Lineage: Eukaryota; Metazoa; Arthropoda; Insecta; Diptera; Drosophilidae.
UUAAGUAUAGACCAAACUUAAACUGUGCAAUGUCUGAAAAAAACACAAAAAAUGAAAGAAGUGCUGCUGGAGAAUUGCUUGACUCCCUCUACUUGGAUAUGUUUCAUCUAAUCGAAGCGCACACCCAAUGCCGUAUUGACAUUGAACGKACGAGCUCCGAUGGCUCAAUUCUCCUAGCACGAACCAAGUUCCAACAGGGAGGUCAAUCAUUAUCGACCGCACAAAUCCCAGCUGAAAAUAGUGCAGAGUUUAAUGCUCUAUGCAGAGUUAAAAAGGCUGCAGACGAAGACAUCAGCAUAGAGAGACAUCCGGUGGAUAAAGAGAACGGUUACGUGGAGCCUUUAUAUUGGUUCAGCGUAUUGCCCCCAAUGAGUUUACGGAGCGCAGUAGAUAAAUUUAAAAGAACGAUCGAUUUGAUAGCAGAGAGUGCAAAUCUGCAAAGGGAGCUUAGUAGAGUACUGGAUGGCAUUAACAGGUUACGACAAACUGUUGCAUUGCAAUAAUAUUGAAUAAAUUAUAUGUACAUAUUAUUACAGAAUAAGAAUAAAGUUGAAAGUUCUAAAUAUAUAAAUAAUUAAUUAUGUACUGGGCUGUUAUUUUAGCCACCCAAACCUAUCGGAAUAUGUUAGCUAUCGAUAAUAAAUAAUUUAGAACAUUUGCAAUAUUGCGCAAGUGGAUAGUCUCAUCAGCUGUUUCAUUUUUAUUUUACAGUUUGCAUUCUUAGUAAGUGGACAGCCUCGUUGCUCAUCAUUUUCGUAUCUGGCCAAUGAAUCGAUAUAUAUAUGUGUAAAUAUAUAUGUACAUAUAUAUAUAUUUACAUAUGUAUAAACUUUAGAGCAGCCAAUCAAUAAUUGCUAAAAAGCAGAGUCGGAGAAUUGGCAUUCAGAACGUUUACGAACCUAUUGCAGAUUAAAUUAUAGAACAUGCAAAUUAUGAAUAAUAGAGGCGUAGCGCCCAGCAGAUAACAUUGUUCAAGUUCUUUU